AUGGGGAGCAUCUGUGAGUUGUCUAAUGAUUUGCUGGUUAAGAUAAUAUCGUUUCUUCCAUUAAAAGUUGCUGUCUCGACUAGUAUCUUGUCGAAACAAUGGGAGUUUCUUUGGAUGUGGUUACCUAAACCUAAGUAUGAGCUCACUGGUCAAGGGUAUGUGGAAUUUAUUGACAAGAAUCUACAAUUGCAUGGAGCUCCGGUCAUUGAAAGCUUGCUCAUCGUAUUUGGAUUACUAAAGCCUGAGAAAAUCAAACUAUGGGUUGAUAUUGCGGUUUCUCGCUUCUUGCGUGAGCUAAGUAUCCGCUAUCUUCUCAAAAACGGCUAUGCUCUCAGAAGUAGAGUAUUAUUAUCGUUGCCUAUUAGUCUGUAUACAUGCGUCUCGCUCAUGACUUUGAAACUUGAUGGCAAGAACAUUGCCGUGGAUGUUCCUCAAACUGUUUGUCUCCCUUCCUUGACGACGUUGGAACUUAAACGUGUGAAAUACUCCAACGAAGAUUCUCUUGGGCUGCUUCUAUCGCAUUGCCCUGUUCUUGAAGUUCUUCUUAUUAAACGAAGCCAUGAGAGUGACAAUGUGAGAGCGUUAGUCGUUGAUGUCCCAUCUUUGAAGUGGUUAUCUUUAAAGAUAGGUGAAGAAUGUUCUUCUGAUGGGAGUGACAAUGUGAUAGUUACCCCUUCUUUGAAGUAUUUCAGAAUUAAGGAUUGCAGAGAUUCUCCCACGUAUUUGCUCAAGCCUAUGACAAAGCUCGAAGAGGCAGAAAUUGAUGUUAAGAAAGAUAUCGAGAAGAUUCUCGAAUUAAUCACAUUUGUCAGACGUCUUAGAUUACGUGUAGCAUCUUUCAACAGUGUGGAAGAGUUUGUGUAUCCAGCUGGUAUUGUCUUCAACCAGCUUGAACAUUUGAAGCUAGAUGUAUGCAACGACUAUUGGUCCAAGUUUCUUAUCUGGUUGCUCGGAAAUUCUCCUAAACUGAGAGUCCUCAUUCUAUACGUCUAUUGGCGUCCAAUACGUGAGAAGUAUGAACUGGGGAAUUGGGAAAGCAAACAGAGCUCUGUUCCUGAAUGUUUUUUGAGGAGUCUAGAAACUUUUGAGUAUUCAGGUUACAUGGGAAAACAAGAAGAGAAAGAUUUCUUGAGUUUCGUCUUUAAACACGCUUGUUGCUUGAAAUUGGUUAAUAAGAAAGCUCCAUGA
Molecule: messenger RNA, 1188 nt
Organism: Microthlaspi erraticum
Lineage: Eukaryota; Viridiplantae; Streptophyta; Magnoliopsida; Brassicales; Brassicaceae
Source: the annotation of a GenBank genome assembly